AUGUCCCUCUCCAACUCCCAACCGGUCGUACCGAUCGACUGGAACACCAUCAAACUACAAACCUUGGUCCAAACAAACAAACUCAUCACCGUCGAAUCGUCACUCUCCAUCGAAGAGGCCUUCAACACCCUGAUCAAAUACAACCUCACUUCCUUGCCAGUGCGUCUGUCACACUCGCCCCAAACACCAAUUGCCGACCAAUAUCUCGCUUUCAAUUACAACGACUUGAACUCAUACCUCUUGUUGGCCCUGAACAAGGUCUCUGUCGCAGACCCCACCAUCACUGCAGACUGUCAAAACGGCAAACCAGUCAAAGUCGGCGACUUCAUCACCGUCGCGGAAAACAAAUUGAAAUUCUCCACCUUGGACCUCAACGACUCUCUCGACAUGGCAAUCGAUAUCCUCGGCAAAGGUAUCCAUAGACUGGCCAUCCUAGAUACCCCAAACAACACCAUCCUCGGCAUUCUGUCUCAAAGAAGACUGAUCAAAUAUAUCUGGGACAAUGCAAGACUUUUCAAAAACAUCCAACCCAUCUUGAACAAAUCUCUAAGAGAAUUGCAAAUAGGCAAUUACAACACCCAGAAUUUCAAAAUACAACAGAGCAGAGUCAUCUCCAUCAAUGGCGACGAGCCUCUAAUAAAGGCUCUUUUCAAAAUGCAUCACGAAAAAAUCUCCUCCAUCGCCGUUGUCGAUAAUCAAUUCAAUCUGUUGGGCAACAUUUCCGUCACAGACGUCAAACAUGUCACCAGAACCUCUCAAUACCCUCUCCUCCACAAGAAUUGCCGUCAUUUCAUCUCCAUAAUAUUAAAUUCCAGAGGCUUGGAAAAUGGCAAAGACUCGUUCCCCAUUUUCCACGUCUACCCUUCAAGUUCCCUAGCAAGAACUUUGGCAAAGCUUGUUGCCACGAAAUCUCACAGAUUAUGGAUUGUUCAACAACCUUCCGCCUCCAUAGACUCUGCAACUUCCUCCACAAGUUCUUCCACAACCACUUUGGAUCAAGAUUUUACCGGGUUAUAUGAAAAGGAAUAUAGAACAGGGAAAUUAAUCGGUGUCGUCAGUUUGACUGAUAUUUUAUUUGUCUUGGCAAAACAAAAUACAAACAGCGCCACCAACUAA
Henningerozyma blattae CBS 6284 is the source of this 1116-nucleotide messenger RNA. RefSeq lists its product as uncharacterized. Bases 1 to 1116 code for a protein of 371 amino acids. Gene Ontology annotation, molecular function: protein serine/threonine phosphatase inhibitor activity. The transcript has a single exon. The record is from RefSeq and is a predicted model, not a curated record. Lineage: Eukaryota; Fungi; Ascomycota; Saccharomycetes; Saccharomycetales; Saccharomycetaceae.